This is a messenger RNA of Cottoperca gobio, 3284 nucleotides long. It is a transcript of the gene slc16a13, whose product is annotated as solute carrier family 16 member 13. Bases 643 to 2115 code for a protein of 490 amino acids. The record is from RefSeq and is a predicted model, not a curated record. Gene Ontology annotation, biological process: monocarboxylic acid transport; transmembrane transport. The transcript is spliced from 7 exons. Lineage: Eukaryota; Metazoa; Chordata; Actinopteri; Perciformes; Bovichtidae. Gene Ontology annotation, molecular function: monocarboxylic acid transmembrane transporter activity.
CACGGAUGUUGACACUUGUGCCGAGACGGCUUAACGGUUUCGGUUAGUCACGGGUUAUGAAACGGUUAAUUUCUCACAUUAAACGUUAACAUUACGUCACUCAAACCGCUACAAACACCUUGCUAGCAAUAGUUGAAGAACUAUUUAAAACACUCCGAAAUACAUUAUCAGUAUAUCAGCUAAAUAUGUUAAUAUAGUUGCGAACAUUAUGUGUUUUUUAUGUCAAAUACAGCCGGUUGACAACCAGUGCGCACGCGCAGUGUUAAGAUACGUCAUAUACGUGCUUUAUGAUUGGAGAGGCGCGCACUGGAAACUGCAUGUGUCUCCAGUGCGCGUUCCCGCCACUCUACCUGUUCACGGCUGUGUAAUUAAUUAAUGAUAUGAGGCGGCAGCUGAUUGGAGGAAAGGCAGGUGUGAGCGUGAGGUUCAUACAAUCAAUGCACGUGUAUCAUUUGGCUUUGUGGCAAACUAAUCAAACAUCUUCAUACUGGAUUGGAGCACAAUUUGCAUAGGUACAGUAUGUUCUCUGCCUCACCCUCCAUGUCUUGAGGCAGCUCAUCAUGUGAUCUGACCAUCUAUCAUCUCAUAUGAUAUGCGCGUGUGUCCACAGAGGCAGGUUGUGUGUCCUGCUCCUCCGUAGCGAUGACUGCUUGCGAUAAAUCUCUCUCAGGCAUGACCAACCUCAAGCCCAAAGCAGAGAGCGAGCGUGAGGUUGACGCAGACGAGGGCCCGGAUGGAGGAUGGGGCUGGGUGCUGGUCGCCGCCCUGUUCGUCAGUACGAGCCUCGUGUUUGGCCUGAUGCGUAGUUUGGGGAUAUUCUUCGUAGAGUUUGUCCAAUACUUUGAUGAGAGCGCUCAGGCAAUCUCUUGGAUCUCGUCCACGGGCCUGGCAGCACAGCAGUUCUUCAGUCCUCUGGGUGCCGCACUAUGUAACGCAUAUGAUGCCCGGUUGGUGGUGAUGACAGGGGGCUGUCUCGCUGGACUUGGCCUCAUACUUGCCUCACAGGCCACCUGUCUUAUUCACCUCUACCUCACUAUGGGUCUGAUUUCAGGUUUGGGCUGGGGGCUGGUCUUCACUCCCAUGGUGGCCACAGUCAUGGCUAAUUUCACUCGCCGGCGCACCCUGGCGUUGGGACUGGGGUUCUCCAGCAUCGGCCUCUCCUCCUUUGCUUUCAACCCACUCUUCCAGCUGCUGGUGGAGAUGUACGCCUGGCGAGGGGCCCUCCUCAUUCUCGGGGGCCUCAGCCUCAACAUCGUGCCCUGCGGGGCUCUCAUCCGCCCACAGCGACGCUCUAAAGCCCGAGCAAAGGUGGAUUCAGAGAGCCGGUCACGUUCUGCAGUGCUGCACCGAGUCUCCAACUACCUGGAGCUGCCACUGCUCUGUGAGAGGCCUUACAUCACCUACACGUUGGCCAUCACUCUUCUUAACGUCGGAUACUUUGUUCCAUAUUUCCACUUGGUGGCCCACAGCCGUCAAGCUGGCUUCUCGGAGUACCAAGCUGCGUUUGUUAUGUCAGCUGCUGGUGCUACAGACAUUUUGGGCCGCAUAGUGUCAGGCUGGUUCUCAGACCUGGGUCACUUUCGGCUGAUUCAUUUACUGACCAUGUGGACGACACUGGCAGGAGUGUUCAUCAUGUUGCUGCCUGUGAGCUCCUUGUCCGGCUCCUACACUGCACUGAUGGUGAUCAGCCUCCUCUACGGCUUCUGCUCCGGGGCGUUGACCUCUCUGGUCUUCGCGGUAGUGCCUAUGAUUGUGGGUGUGGAGCGCAUGAUGGGGGGCCUCGGGCUGCUGCAACUUAUCGAGAGCGGCGCCGGACUGCUGGGGACGCCUCUGUCAGGCUUGCUCAAGGACAUCACAGGCAACUACGUCGCUUCCUUCUUGGUAGCGGGAGGUUUCGUUGUUCUCGGUACCUUGAUACUGGCCACUCUGCCGAACUAUUUCUCCUGCACAGAGCCGACGUCUCCUCAAAGAUGUUCCCUUGAUGACAAAGAGGAGGGUUUACCUCCAGAGUUGGAAAAGAUGCAUAGUUCACCUUCUGACACGAAUCGUAAAGGAGUUAAUGAUCUGACAGGUGAAGUAACCAAUAGUCGCCUACCUGAAGACACCGUCACUUAAUAUGCUGCUCCACAUGCCGCUGAAUGGCUAUGUGUUUGCUUUAUACCUCAGAGAUUCAGACCCAAAGAAGAAAGAAGCUCACUGUGAAAACGCUGUGAGUUCCUCCCUCUGUUACACAUCCUAACCUCGGUUUAAUGUUUAGGCCAGCACCGUCUGCCUAAAAGGAAACGCUCGGCAUUUAAAUGUUUUAUUUGCAACGUACAGAUGUGCAGAUGCUUUACAUGCACAGAAUGAUGGCAUGCAAGAUGUGAAUUAUUAUUAUUAUUAUUAUUAUUAUUACACGCCAUCAAGUUGCUGCAUACUUGAUAAAGAAACUAAGAAUCGUAAAACUAGUUUAUUAUAAAGUAGUUUAUCUGAAUGUAAAAUGUGACUCUGAUUGUGUUGCUACAACACCGACCAGCAUAUUAAAAUGUUGCACAUGCAUGAUUAAUCUUCACUAUCCUCAUUUGAAUUGAAUUAUUUUAACGAGGCACAGAUUACACAGCACUAUAGAUCCAUCUGAUCAGCAUUGGCUGAGUUAAAUCACUGUCUGCAUUGUGUAUGUACUUCUCCUACGGCUCCACGUGACGACACUAUUUGUAAAACGUUCCCCUUCUACAAGACGCAGCCUCGGGUAAUUAAGCCUUUUAUUGUGGCGAUUGUACAUUCCGAAAUCAAAGUAUCGUGGUUUUUACACUACUGUUGACUUUGUGGAUAUAGAUUUAUGAAUUAAAGGAACUGAAUUUCCUAAUGCUUAGCAGCACCCGUCUGUGUUACGAGCACAGCAACAGACUCCAGCAGCACUCAGGACUUGAUGGGUCGGGAUACAAGAAUCUAAUUUCACAAGUGCAUUUUUUGCUUGAUAGAAUAAUUGCUUGCAUAAACACUUUGUACUUUAUGUAAAGUGCAAAGUCCCAUUUGUAAAUCAUAGAUGAUUUGGCUUUGACAACAUCUGAGUGGCAGGUUGGCAGGACACCGACUACAGGGUCACUGUGACCUGCUGGCUACUUCUCAGUUCAAAAGCCAUGUGACUUCACUAUUCAUCGCACAGCUCCUGAACAAUGGAGCUCCUGCAAUUGUUUUAAAGGUGGAAAAUUGUCUUAACCAGCUUUUCCAGUCUGUGAUUCAAAGCUGUUUUAUUUUUUAUAUUGUACUCUUGAUUAAAAGGCAAUGUAUUUUGUUCUAAUACG